Messenger RNA from Serpula lacrymans var. lacrymans S7.9, 554 nucleotides. RefSeq lists its product as uncharacterized. NCBI's taxonomy places the organism in Eukaryota, Fungi, Basidiomycota, Agaricomycetes, Boletales, Serpulaceae. The transcript is spliced from 3 exons. The annotation marks the transcript as partial. The record is from RefSeq and is a predicted model, not a curated record.
GAAUCGGGUUGGUAACAUUUUGUCAGUAACACAGCGACAUAUCUUGUUCCCAGGUUCCCAGAGUGCGAUCCAAGUCCCGACUUGUCAACCCUUUUCAGAAAAAAUAAGAGACCGUGGCGUCAGUUCAUUAACGAAACGUGUGUACCAAAAUCUGAUUGCAAGAUGGCUCCAAGAUCAAUAUUCCUGGACAUUGUUGUCAGGUCGACUGGAACUUCUGACUUCUGCAGUCAGGCCGGCAAGUAAAAAAGCAGAUGCAGAUGAUAUUUGCGAUGGAAGAUUACUACAAGAGUCAAGCACUUAACGAUGCGGAUAAUAACAAGAUAACGGAGAAUACGUACAAAAGCUAUACGCAGAUAUGGGGGCAGGAGGCAACUCUCGAGAAAGACGUUGAGGGGUAAAUUAGCGCUUUUGGGCUGAGCUAGAAAAUUUGUCAUUUUUAUUGAAAUUGGUUCUAGCUCUGAGCUCUGCUUGGCCACUAUAUAGCGGAUCACUGGCAGUGGAUUGAACACACUCAACUAAAAUGUAUAUCAGCUCGCGGAAAUCGCAGUCAUGGU